Molecule: messenger RNA, 1395 nt
Organism: Penicillium riverlandense
Lineage: Eukaryota; Fungi; Ascomycota; Eurotiomycetes; Eurotiales; Aspergillaceae
Product: saccharopine dehydrogenase family protein
Exons: 1
Coding region: 1-1395 (464 amino acids)
Source: RefSeq, a predicted model, not a curated record
AUGGCUAGCUUCUUCCAAAGCCCCAAGCGGGUCGUCUUCAUCGGCGCUGCCGGUGAAAUGUGUCGCCUGGCCGUCGAGCGCUUUGCGAAGGCUUCGGAGCUUUCGCUCGUCCUGGCCGACAUCAAUGUUGAUGCCCUUCAGCCACUUAUCGCUCAACUCCCAGCUGGACGGGCAACUGCCCUAAAACUGGACCUCAAUGAUCGUCCUUCCUUGCUCGCCGCCACUAAAGGCGCUGCCCUUGUCGUCCUGGGUGCCGGUCCAUAUACGAGAACAAGCGAUCCCGUGCUCACGGCUUGUCUUGAAAACAAAGUUCCUUAUCUUGACUUUGAUGAUGAUGUGGAGAGCACGACUGCAGCACUUGCCUUGCAUGAAAAAGCAAAGAAGGAGGGCGUUCCGUGCUUUAUUGGCUGCGGUGCCUCCCCUGGAUUGACGAAUGUCUUGGCCAUCGAUGCGACGAAGGGUCUCGACAAAGUUGAUUCAAUUGAUGUCUGUUGGCUGAUCGGUGAUGAGCGACCAGGCGUUGGCAAGGCAGUCCUGGAGCACCUGAUGCAUAUUGCCGCCGGUCCUUGCCUGACAUGGGCUGGUGGAAAAGCAACCGUCAAUGAAUCUUGGGUUGAGACCGGCUAUGCUCCGAUGUACGGAGAUCGAGGCGAAACGCUCUUGCAUGAGACUGCCCACCCAGAGCCAAUCACUCUCCCCCGGCUCUUCCCACAAGCCAGCCGGAUCCGCUGCCUUGGUGGCCUGCACCCGGCACCAUUUAACGGCAUUGCCCGUGGCCUUGGCGUCGCUGUUCGGAAGCAGGAAAUUUCGCUGGAAGAUGCCGUUGGCUUUAUGAUGAAUCUCCUCAAUAAUCCCUCUCCCAUUGAAGGUUGGGAGGCCACUUUGGGAGAGGUCAGUGGUUACCUACGUGGCGGCGAUAUCACGCUCAAGGAGCUAUGGCAGGUUAUCACCCAUUCCGCUCAUGCCAUCGGACCAUGGCGCCAUGCUAUUUACGGAAUGCUCGAAACAAUUCGAACGGGGGAAUGCUCAACCGGAGAAGUGUUGAGCUUCCUCAUUGACUCUGCUCGCGGAAAGGUUGCAGCGUACUGUGGUGGCCUCACGGUACGAGCCACCGGUUCUCGCAAUGGACUUCCGGUUGCUUCGAUAAAGCGUACGGCCAAAUAUGGCGAGGGAUCUGUUCUUUUCAAGGAUAUGGCGGCUGUAACGGGAGGUGCUUGCGCCGCGUUUAUGAUUCUGGCACUGGAAGAAGGUCACAAACUUAGCGGUGUUUUUGCUCCUGAGGACUGGGCUGAGCCUCAGGCCUUCUAUACGGCCCUUGGUCGUGUCGGUGUGCCUCAUGAUGAGCUUGCGCAUUGGCUUGAUGACGGCUCAGAAGGAUCAAAGUCGAGACUGUAA